Molecule: messenger RNA, 719 nt
Organism: Drosophila yakuba
Lineage: Eukaryota; Metazoa; Arthropoda; Insecta; Diptera; Drosophilidae
Exons: 1
Coding region: 98-604 (168 amino acids)
Source: RefSeq, a predicted model, not a curated record
AGCUGUCUUUGCUUUUGUGGUCAAAUGUGUUAAAUUAUCCGUCACUCCAAAACGGAGAACAAAAUAAAGUAAAACAAAUCAGGAAGUAUUCUCAGAUAUGGGUGCCAGGAAUAGCAAGCCGCAAACGGUGCAGAUUAAAAAUUCAACGGCAUUCGAGAUAACUCCGGAUGUGGUGAAUAGAAUAAAUCAGGUCACCGCCAUAAGUACUGAACUCGGAUGUACCGCCUGUGAAGCAUAUAAGCAGAAACCAAUAAAAGAACCAGGUUCCGAUAUUGGGACUACGAUGGAACAUAAGCAGCAUAAUGUGCGAGCCUUGAAUCCAGUUCCGGUGGCCAAGUCCUGGAAGAAACUUUCUUUUGAAGUCGAGGAAAAAGAGUUUGGAAAGUCCUUAAAAUUGGUUCAAGAAUUAUUCGGUACACCUGUAAAAUGGGCCAAGGAUUGCGAGGGCGAGAUCGAAAAAUUCGAGGAGGAGCUAGUUCGCUGUUAUCAACGGUUUCCAAACGAACCUUUGCAGUGCUCUAAUUUAGCAAGACAGUAUCACCGAUUCGUAUUCUCCAAACAGUACGCCGUAUUAUCGAAAACUAAGACGGGUACCUUAAGAUAGGCGAUCAACGAUUUUAAGUGAGCUCCCUGGGUAGGAGUAGAACUCUAGUAGAUCUUCUUUUAUAAAGUCGCCCGCAUGAAUAAGCUUAAUAUAGUCAAUUUCAUAAAAUGUAAAA